CAAACAGCGCCCCCUCUGUUGUGACCCUGCACCUGCGAUAAGACAAAGUGAAGCUAAACGCAGGACGCGGAAGUGAUCCAGAUGUUCUUGGAAACAUCUGCACGUGCACUGAAGUCCUUGUGUUGGAAGUUUACUCCCCGUUAACCUGUGGAUUCGCGGUGAUUACUUCACGGAGUCUCGGAUUAUCGUGUUUCCUCUCCGCUGCAGAUGCUCCUAUCGUCUUCACUGAUCUUCGAGGGGCGGACCGCUGCUGUUUCGGAGCUGAACUUGGUUUAUAAUCAUUUACCUCAGGGUUCCACAUAGUGUGCAAAGGUUCUGCAGCGUUGUCACUGAGCCGCUGACACACCGUGUGAGAGAUGAGUUCAGCCUGGGAAAGUCUCCUCUCUACGUACCAAAGCCAACUGGACAAUGGAGACAAGCGCACAGACCCGUGGCUGCUGGUCUACUCCCCUGCUCCGGUGGCAAUCAUCUUCCUGCUCUACCUCAGCAUGGUGUGGGCGGGCCCUCGUCUGAUGAAACACAGGGAACCCUUUGACCUCAGAGUCGCUCUCAUAGUUUACAAUUUCGCCAUGGUCGGCCUGUCUGUCUACAUGUUCUACGAGUUCCUGGUCACGUCGUUACUUUCAAACUACAGCUACCUGUGUCAGCCUGUAGAUUACAGCAACAGCCCGCUGGCCAUGAGAAUGGCCAGAGUCUGCUGGUGGUUCUUCUUCUCCAAGGUCAUCGAGCUCAGUGACACGCUCUUCUUCAUCCUGAGGAAGAAGAACAAUCAGGUCACAUUCCUCCAUGUCUACCACCACGGCACCAUGAUCUUCAACUGGUGGUUGGGAGUCAAGUAUGUGGCCGGGGGACAGUCGUUCUUCAAUGCUAUGGGGAACAGCUUCGUUCACAUUGUCAUGUACUCGUACUACGGCCUGGCUGCCCUCGGCCCUCAUAUGCAGAAGUACCUGUGGUGGAAACGUUACCUCACGUCUCUGCAGCUGGUGCAGUUUGGGGUCUUCCUUGUGCACACGGGUCACAACCUGUUAGUUGAGUGCGACUUCCCCAACGCCAUGAACAUGCUUUUGUUCGGUUACUGCGUCACCCUCAUCAUCCUCUUCAGUAACUUCUAUUAUCAGAGCUACCUCAACAAGAAGAAGAAGAAAUAAGAAGCAGUGGUUUUCUGUGACUUACAGUACUUGCCAGCGUCCACUAGAGGGCACAACAAGCCUACAGAAUGAGGCUUUUUCUCAAUAUCAACAGUCUGAGCUCAUUCACAGAGGUUGUGUAUGUCUGUAUAAAAUACACUGUUCAGGUUUAUUAAGCUUCAUUCUCUUCUCUGCAUUAUUUAAAUGAUAAAAAAAGAGCCAUUGAGUGACCAAACAAUUUAUUAUAUCUUAAAUUGAGAAAUGACAAACAUUCAAAUGAUUGUUGUUAACAAACUGUACAUUUUAUACACAUACAAUGAAGGAGGUUGUUUUUUGAAUGAGCCCCUCACCUGGAAAUAAAUUCAAUAGCACAAAACACUUGACAACAAAAAGAGAAGAAGAAAAGCAAACACACUGCAAAUGAUAUAUUCGUUUCUACACUCCAGUCUGGAACAGAUCGAAAGAUGUAGAUCAGAGAGAAAACACAGGAGGAGAGAGAGAGAGGACGUAUUAUUUAAAGUCCGUUCAGGAGUUUUGUAUUUUCUGAAGUUGACAUCUUAAAGCUGAUGAAAUGUGUAAGUUCAGUCUGGUUGUACUGUGUACGUAAGCGUGUAUGUGUUUGCACCAAGGUGAACCGAGUCUCUGUACAUGAUGAGUUCUUGGUCAAU
This is a messenger RNA of Paralichthys olivaceus (Japanese flounder), 1795 nucleotides long. It is a transcript of the gene elovl8b, whose product is annotated as ELOVL fatty acid elongase 8b. Gene Ontology annotation, cellular component: endoplasmic reticulum membrane. Lineage: Eukaryota; Metazoa; Chordata; Actinopteri; Pleuronectiformes; Paralichthyidae. The record is from RefSeq and is a predicted model, not a curated record. Gene Ontology annotation, molecular function: fatty acid elongase activity. Gene Ontology annotation, biological process: fatty acid elongation, saturated fatty acid; fatty acid elongation, monounsaturated fatty acid; sphingolipid biosynthetic process.